AAUAAAAAGUAUUGAAUUUUAGGAACUAGGUCCCUAGGAAGUGCUAUAGUGCUAGACUGACGAAACAUAAUGAUGAUGAUCAUUGUUGUGUCCUAAACACUUUGCACCAAGAACUUCUCCCUUACUCUUCCUCAAGCUCAAGCUCAGGCCCAGAUUUUCCUUCAGAGUGGAAUUUCUAACUAUUGAAAAGAAUGAAUAGACUCGGUUGGAGAAUUUUCAGCAAAAAUAAUCCACUGGCACACUAUCACAUGUCUCGGUCUGCACUGGAUGAGGUCUCACAAUCUGGUGCAUUUGUGAGAAGUGCUUCUGAAUUCCGUAACUUCAUUUCACGAGACCCGAAUUCGCAAUUUCCAGCAGAAGCUGGGAGAUAUCAUCUUUAUAUAUCUUAUGCUUGCCCUUGGGCUUCAAGAUGCCUUGCAUACUUGAAUAUUAAAGGACUUCAGAAAGCUAUCAGCUUUACGUCGGUCAAACCUAUAUGGGAAAGAACAAAAGAAAGUGAUGAGCAUAUGGGAUGGGUUUUUCCUGCUUCAGAUAAGGAGCUAGAAGGAGCUGAACCUGACCCUUUGAAUGGAGCAAAAAGUAUACGAGAACUUUAUGAGAUUGCUAGUACAAAAUACAGUGGAAAGUACACUGUUCCGGUUCUAUGGGAUAAAAAACUUGGAACAAUUGUCAGUAAUGAGAGUUCGGAGAUUAUUCGCAUGUUUAAUACUGAAUUCAACAGUAUAGCAGAGAACCCGGCUUUGGACUUGUAUCCCGAUCACUUGCAAUCCCAAGUCAAUCAGACUAAUGAAUGGAUAUACGACAAGAUAAAUAACGGUGUCUAUAAAUGUGGGUUUGCCAAGAAGCAGGAGCCUUACGAUGAGGCUGUGAAACAGUUGUAUGAAGCUUUGGACAGAUGUGAAGAGAUACUUAGCAAGCAACGAUACCUCUGUGGAAACACAUUAUCUGAAGCAGAUAUUCGUUUGUUUGUGACUCUCAUAAGAUUUGAUGAGGUUUAUGCAGUCCACUUCAAGUGCAACAAGAAACUCCUGCGAGAGUACCCAAAUCUGUUUAACUACACCAAGGACAUUUUCCAAGUUCCUGGAAUGAGCAGCACAGUCCAGAUGGAUCACAUCAAACGACACUACUAUGGAAGCCAUCCUUCUAUCAAUCCUUUCGGGAUAGUUCCUUCCGGCCCAAACAUCGACUACUCUUCUCCUCAUGACAGAAACAAGUUUUCUGCAUAGCUUCUGCAGACCAAAUUACAUACUUGUACCUUCCAUGUCUGUUUCUAUUUGUAACGCUCUUCUUUCCCGAAUACUUCGUUUGUUGACAUGUUACGUUGUUAAAUUGUUGGUCAAGAUAUUUUGAUUCGAUUUGCACGCAAUUUGUCAUGUUAAAACA
Rosa rugosa (rugosa rose) is the source of this 1383-nucleotide messenger RNA. RefSeq lists its product as uncharacterized. NCBI's taxonomy places the organism in Eukaryota, Viridiplantae, Streptophyta, Magnoliopsida, Rosales, Rosaceae. The transcript is spliced from 7 exons. The record is from RefSeq and is a predicted model, not a curated record. Gene Ontology annotation, molecular function: glutathione transferase activity. Bases 192 to 1226 code for a protein of 344 amino acids. Gene Ontology annotation, cellular component: cytoplasm.